Carassius auratus (goldfish) is the source of this 2017-nucleotide messenger RNA. It is a transcript of the gene cbx1b, whose product is annotated as chromobox homolog 1b (HP1 beta homolog Drosophila). Lineage: Eukaryota; Metazoa; Chordata; Actinopteri; Cypriniformes; Cyprinidae. The transcript has 6 exons. The coding region runs from base 333 to 944 and encodes 203 amino acids. The record is from RefSeq and is a predicted model, not a curated record. Gene Ontology annotation, cellular component: nucleus.
CGGGCUCGUGCACAUAGUGUUUGUUGUGGUAAAAUAGCAGUGAUCAAGCGUGCUGCGGCAAGGAUGCAAGCUGUUUUGACCACAGCAGACAUCGAAUAGCGUGCUCACCCUCACUUAAACAACAUGGAGGAAUAAAAUACAGCAAAACAGUGGCGUCCUGCUCUAUCCAUCUCAUCAAGCACAGCACGUGAAGCAUGCAAUGCAUUUAUUCAGAAUGGGUUUUUUUCGCUCGCGCUGGCCUGCCGUCGCAAAUGCAUCACAAUGUUUGUCAUAUUAUGCAUGCAGAUGUGUAGUACAGCUGCAUCCAUUAGCUGUUAAGAGCCCUUGGAAUAAUGAGCCAGACGCCAGAGCCUUCAGCCGAUGCAGCUGUGACUGAAGCUCCAGUCACUCAAUCUGAAACCAAGCAAUCAACAGCAGGGAAGAAACAGAACAAAAAGAAAGUGGAAGAAGUGGUGGAGGAGGAAGAAGAGGAGUAUGUUGUGGAGAAGGUCCUGGAUCGGCGUGUGGUGAAGGGAAGAGUGGAGUAUUUCCUCAAGUGGAAAGGCUUUUCUGACGAGGACAACACCUGGGAACCAGAGGAAAACCUAGACUGUCCUGACCUCAUAGCAGAAUUCCUUAAGUCGCAGAAAACGGCUGAAUCUGGAGGCAAGAGGCGGGCCGAGUCAGACGGAGAUGGAAAGGAGACCAAAAAGCGCAAGGAUGAGCCUGAGAAACUCAGAGGUUUUGCACGUGGUUUGGAUCCUGAGAGGAUUAUUGGUGCUACAGACUCAAGUGGAGAACUCAUGUUCCUCAUGAAAUGGAAAAACUCUGAUGAAGCUGAUCUAGUACCAGCCAAGGAGGCAAAUGUAAAGUGUCCACAAGUGGUCAUCUCCUUUUACGAGGAACGUCUCACCUGGCAUUCAUACCCCACUGAAGAGGAAGAGAAGAAGGAUGACAAAAACUAGACACACACACACACACACAAAAAAAAGAUGUUAGGGACAGUCAAUAUCAGUCAUGGCCAUUGGUAUGCUUGUUUUGUUCCUCUUCUUCUUAUUUUUUAAGAUGGCAAAGGAAAACAGUCAGAAAUAUUUGUAAGUAGCGACAGUAUAAACAGUAAUCUACAUAGGUUUCAGUGUAUUUUAGUUUGGGCACCGUUGCCAUAGAUGAAGCAAAUCGAACACUGCUGUCUCAGUGUGCUUGACAGGUGACUUUGCACAUUAAUGUACUCUUCAUGCUUUCUAUUGACGGAAACAUUCAGAUCAUGUUUUGAAGGAGAAUCAUCGUCUGAUAUUCAUACAUGUGAAAUAGUGUUCUUUACAUGUUAGAAAUGUCGAACAACCCACCCUGUGUAGAUUACAGUGUUUAGUCUAUCAUACAGAGUCGGUUUUGCUUGAUGCUGUAGCUGUCUCAAAAAAAACUGCCCUGAUUUAUUCCACGAUUCUUAAUUUUAUGUAUAUAUAUAUAACUAAUGUUAAAAUAUUACUGCCUUAACAGAUUAUUAAGAAAAUGACAAUUUUAUACAUCUGUCAAUGCAGGUGGUUAAUUAACGCAUGACUGUAUCUAGCCCCAUGGUAAAAGAAGUGUAAGAUAUAGGCCUUAUUUGACGUUUGGAACUGGCUUUGAUACGAUUGGUUUUAUAAAGAAAUGCCAGCAGCUGUUACUCUUCAGUGUUUGUUUGCCCACGGCGUGUUUGGUCUCCCCAUAGGUGCUAUUUGUGAGAAGGCCCAUUGGAUAUUACCAGUCUUUCUUGACGUGGUCUUGACAUUUGUGUUUGUAAAUAGGUUUGCCAUUUCCUAGCACAUCAGUAUCACUGUGUACAGUCAGCCGAAGAUUGGUUUUUACUUUGAUAACUCUUUGACUUAUCACUUUCACAUGACAAAGUAGAAGAACUGUAACAUUUGUUCUCCUGUAGUAUGUUUUUAUGUUCUGAGCUUUAAUGAUUGUAUGCUAGUUUUGUUUAACCAUAUUAUUAUUAUAGCAUAUUAAUGAAAUACCAUUUUCAAAAAUAAAGAUCUUUGUUGUAUUUCUGUCAAAA